AUGUUAGAAUAACGGAGCAUACUUAAAAUCGCGAAAUUUCAAUUUAUAAUUUUUCCCAAAUGCUUGAGUGUUGCAUUGUCUCCGGUUAACAGUAACUUUUGCUAGACCUAUACUACAUUUCUGCCAAAGCUCGUCAAAAUCAGUAACCGCAAGUUUGGCAGCAGCCCUUGUCAGAUUAUAGCCUAGAAAGAAUUAGCCUCGCUCGCGUCGCUGAGCGAGAACGAGAGCGAGAAAGAGGGAAAGAUAUUCUCCAUAGACUUAUAUAAAUAGACUGCGCAUUCAAUGAGAGAACUUGAAGAAAACAUUAAAAUGAGAGAACCGAUAGCUGAGUGAGUGUGUCUCUGUCUAACAUGUGUCUUGGUGGGGGAAGCUGAAGAGGUGAAGGAGAGUAGGAGAGUUGUACGAGCAGUACUAAUGUUAUGUACGAAUGUUAAAUUGUUGUGGACAAAAUUGUGACAGCAUAAAAAAUGGUACGAUAUUGUUGUAUAUACAAGACAGAGUCUGGAGCUAAUGAAGAUACUUCAAUUCAUAUUGAAAAUAUAUUGAGUGAUGUAGAGGCAACUAGCUCAAGUGAAAUGCUUUUGUCAGUAAAAAAUUGUGGUGAAACUUUAGUUUUGUUGGAUUCAUAUCAUCAAUUACAGGCUAACAAGGAUAACUCAAGUAUAAUUUCAACAGAUAUCACAAAUAUUAACAUACAAGAUUGUGUUGAAAUUGCUGAUUAUAAUGAUGUGAGACAGAAAACUGGUUUGAAAAGGAAAUCAAAUGAACCAAUGAAGGAUAGUAAACGUUUCAAUGCACCUCGGUACAUUGGAGAUCUACGAAGAAAAGACUUUACUAGUGACACAAGUUGGAAAAUUGUCCAAAAGUUUGUUAAAACAUCUAAAUCCCAGAGCAAAGUUUUAAAUCAAAAAGUAAAACGUCUGGACAAGAAAGUGAAAAGUUUAAAAUCAUUAUUGCAUCAUUUGAAGAAGAAUGGCUUAUUAUCAAGUGAAGUUAAUAAUAACCCGACAUGUCGUCAAUUUAGAUCAAGUUACAAUAAAUUAGUAACUCACGUUAAUUCAAUUGUCCCAGAUACAUCAAACUGUAUAUUGCAGAAUGAUACUAAUAUACUAAGAUUAAGUGAUACUUCUACAAGUACAGAAAUAUCUACUGAUAAGCUACCUAGUAUUGUAUUUGAACACGAUUACAUGGGCAGUAAUGGGUGGUCAUGGAAUGAGUACAGCCAUGAAAUUGUGACAUAUAUUGCUGGUUCGAGUGUGAAAAGUAUUAAACCGUCAAUAAAAUGUGAGUUAUGCCUUGAUCAGUUAGAGAAUGACUCCACUUCUUCAAAGCUGAUAACUUUAAAAAAUAGGGUAACGAAAAAUAAAGAAACUACCAAUUCUCAACGUAAAACAGGAUUAAUAACGCCAAGCGAUGAUGUCAUUACUAUUUGUAAAACUGCGGAAAAAGUAUUAAGAAGUACACCAAAUUUAUCCUGUAUGAAAAAUGUGCUUAAAAAAGUAAUGAUGCAUGCCAAAAAGCUUUUACUUCCUUUAAAUAUUUUUUCAAAACUGGAUAUGUUUCUUGAGAAAACGAUUCUUCAUAAUCAUAAACUAGACUUAAUUAAUCAAAUUUUGAAUAGAUAUUUCAAGAUCCGUCUUCAUCAUGAGGCUAAAUCUUCACAAGAUUUAAUUAAACGUAGAACUUUCCACAAUCGUAUGGUUUUAUUUACAAAUCAAUAAGUACAAAUAA
Harpegnathos saltator (Jerdon's jumping ant) is the source of this 1731-nucleotide messenger RNA. RefSeq lists its product as uncharacterized. Bases 468 to 1721 code for a protein of 417 amino acids. The record is from RefSeq and is a predicted model, not a curated record. The transcript is spliced from 4 exons. NCBI's taxonomy places the organism in Eukaryota, Metazoa, Arthropoda, Insecta, Hymenoptera, Formicidae.